Sinocyclocheilus grahami is the source of this 1869-nucleotide messenger RNA. RefSeq lists its product as uncharacterized. Gene Ontology annotation, cellular component: proton-transporting ATP synthase complex. The transcript is spliced from 7 exons. The record is from RefSeq and is a predicted model, not a curated record. NCBI's taxonomy places the organism in Eukaryota, Metazoa, Chordata, Actinopteri, Cypriniformes, Cyprinidae. Gene Ontology annotation, biological process: proton motive force-driven ATP synthesis. Bases 263 to 1795 code for a protein of 510 amino acids. Gene Ontology annotation, molecular function: proton transmembrane transporter activity.
AGUACGAUUACACGACGUCUUUAGGCUUCACGGAACAAUUUGAAAAACAACUAAAUUAUCUUUGUGUAUGUGUUUGUCCUUGUUGUACAGUAGUUUUGCUUUUAUCGUCUAUAGAGGCGUUGUUAAAUGAGAGCCUUUGAAUCCAAUUUUAACGACCAUUGAACGAGGACAAAUAAACAACAAGCGGCGUCUAUGAAAAACACGGUCGACGAGGCGAAAGAGCAACACUGAGGCCGUCGACUUCUUUGGGAUAAUCGCGGCAAUGUCCUUCCAGAGAGUUCGGCAGCUAAGGGUUAUGAAGUUCCUUUGGUUGGAUAGUUGGAUUCAAAGGAACGUCUCUCCAUUGUCACAACUCUGCACCAAAGCAAACAAUGUCAAGAAGCCUGUCAGAUAUACAAGUAUAAAGAAGGCAAAACCAAAAACUAUAAUCGAUAUUGCCAAAUUACUGCAGCAAAAGGCCAAGGAGACCAAAGAGAAGAAACAAUCAGUGAUCACUGCUUCUGCAUUGAAAGCUGCUACUAGUUCAACCAAACCGGCUACACCAGAUAAAUUGAAUGACCGGAGUGAUGCCAAAGAAAUGAUUAUUUCCAAUGCAAAAAUUCAAACUUCUGCCAGCACCCUUCCAGCAAAAGAUGCUGUGGAUAGUUAUUCAGCACCUGGCACUGCCAUAGUCGAUUCUCCUGUGAAUUUUGCAUAUUCAAAAGAUGUUGACCAAAUGGCCAUGGAAGGUCUGCAUAAUAAGACAUACACUGAAAUAAUGAAUGCAAAAGAUGCAGCACCCCAAGCUGUUGAGUCAGCUGUAGAAUCGCCCACAAUUAAUGCUCCACAAGAGGCUACAACUCAAGGAGAGAUGACAACAAAUAUCAGUCAAGUUUUUGAGCUGUCUUCAGCAAACCUCUCAGAAGUCAUUCCAUUUUAUGAUGAUGUUGCUUCUGCCUCUGAAAAACAUGCUGGAGAAACUAGUGAUGGAAGAGUUUACAUGCCUGAUGUUAUGGUGACUUCCAAAGUUAUGGCAACUCCUCAAGUUUCAUCUGCACAUGAGAACAGUCAGGAGCCUUUUGAUGUUUCAGAAGUGGUUGCAGUGAUCAGUGCAUCAACUUUUAUAAACAUUGCACAGUACUCUUCACAGUCUCAGUUCACUCAGUCUCAAGACUUUCUAGCUCCCACUUGGUCUUCAAGUGUCAAAGCAGACAAACCAUCUUCUGGCCAAGAGAUCAUAGAUCAGGCAGUUGGGUCUUUUCCAGAGGGCACAGCUGACUCCAUACUAGAUAUUGCUAGUGCUGAAGCUGUGGCAGUUACUUCUGGAGAAGUUCCAACCCUUCGAGACGUUUGCCAUGAAGAAGCCAUUCAGGUCUUUGACCCCAUGCCUGAAGUCUCUUCACCUCAAUCAAUUGAGGAUCUUCCUAUUGUUGAGACCACAUCUGUCUCUCUAAGUAAAGCCGUGAAGGUAGAUCCUCUGUCGGAAAUGGCUGGUGAUGCUCAGCGAUCCAUCAGUCUGAAGGACCCAAUUCUAGUGCAAACUGAUGUUUUAGAGGAAGAGGAACAGACAGAGGCAACUGAGGAGUUGACUGAGGCACAACUGGAUUCAAUACAGAGACUCUUUCUCGACAAGCUAAGGGAAUACUCUACAAAGAGCCAAGCCUCUGGUGGCCCUGUAGAUGCUGGACCAGAAUAUGAGAACGCUUUAAGUGAAGAACUAACCAAACUCCAGAGACUCUAUGGGAGUGGAGACUUAACCAAGUUCCCAGAAUUUAAGUUCUCUGAGCCUGUACUGGAUGAAAGCAGCUCAAAAUGAAAAGCACACCAUGACAUUGUCAUAGAAGUAUGUCAUUUAUGAUAUGUUUUAAGAGGCACUAAUAUUUGAUUAUA